Saitoella complicata NRRL Y-17804 is the source of this 1507-nucleotide messenger RNA. RefSeq names its product NADP-dependent alcohol dehydrogenase. The transcript is spliced from 3 exons. Gene Ontology annotation, molecular function: alcohol dehydrogenase (NADP+) activity; zinc ion binding. Gene Ontology annotation, biological process: alcohol metabolic process. NCBI's taxonomy places the organism in Eukaryota, Fungi, Ascomycota, Saitoellomycetes, Saitoellales, Saitoellaceae. The coding region runs from base 335 to 1399 and encodes 354 amino acids. The record is from RefSeq and is a predicted model, not a curated record.
ACAUGGCCUUUGAGUACUUGUUUGAUGCGUGUGAGUGGUCCGGACUGGAGAUUGAUCGAGGAAUUCAAAAGGUGGGGUCGCGAUGUAACGAUGACAUUUGUUAAAUAAUUAACUUAAGAAUCAAUAAAUUCUCCAUCAAUCUCGCCCGCCUCCCGCAGAAGCGCGCCCGCGCACAAAACUCCUCGAGCCUCACCCAACACCGCUCAGUCUCGACCGAGAAGGCACCGCUAAAAUGGCCGUUUGCCGGGCGGGCGUUGUCACUCGGCUGUUGCGAUCGUGCCGGGGCCGAAUUCGAACGGCGUAGACCAGUACUUACACGACCACAUUAUAACAAAUGUCCACUACCGACUACAAAUUCGAGGGAUGGGUCGGACACGACAAAGACUCCGUCGGUAACCUCAAAUUCGGUACCUUCGAGCCCAAGACCUGGACCGAGGACGACGUCGACAUCAAAAUCGAGUUCUGCGGUAUCUGCUCCUCCGACCUCCACACCCUCCGCUCCGGCUGGGGUCCCACCGACUACCCUCAAGUCGUCGGCCACGAAAUCGCCGGAAAAGCCGUCCGUGUCGGCUCCAACGUCAAAGGCAUCAAACUCGGUGACCGUAUCGGCGUCGGCGCACAAUCCGGUUCGUGUCUCGCCUGCGAGGACUGCAAUAAGCAAAAAGAAUCAUACUGUGCCAAUCCUCCUGGUAUGAUCCCAACCUAUGGCGGGAAAUACGCGGAUGGAUCGAAGAGUACGGGGGGUUAUGCCAACUACGCUCGUGUUCCCUCGCAUUUCUGUAUUCCUAUUCCCGAGGGGAUCCCCUCUGAAAUCGCGGCACCCAUGAUGUGCGGCGGCGUCACCGUCUACUCCCCCCUCAAGCAAAACAACGUCGGUCCCGGUAUGAACGUCGGAAUCGUCGGUAUCGGCGGUCUCGGACACUUUGGACUCCUCUUUGCCAAGGCACUCGGGGCGCGCGUUACUGCUAUCUCGCGCUCUCGUUCCAAAGAAGCCGAUGCACGCGAACUCGGCGCUGACGAUUUCAUCGCUACAUCCGAAGAAGGCUGGGUCCAGAAGUAUGCGCGUCACUUCGACCUCAUUGUUUGUACCGCAAACAACGCCGACAUGCCCCUCGCCGAAUACUGUACCACCCUCAAAGUCGGACACGGCAAGUUCGUCAUGGUCGGUGCGCCCGAGGAAGCGAUCACGUUCAGCGUCUUCCCGUUGUUGAUGGCGAAUGUCUCGAUUGGUGGAUCGUUGAUUGGAUCUCCGUCGGAGAUUAGGGAGAUGUUGGAGUUGGCUGUUAAGGCGAAUGUUAGGUCUUGGAUUGAGGUUAGGGAUUUGAAGGAUGUUAACCAGGCGUUGAUUGAUAUGGAGGAUGGCAAGCCCCGCUUCCGUUAUGUUCUCAAGUGCGACUAGACAAGGAUAUAUGAUGCUAGAUAUAUAUGGGUGGAUUGAUGGAUCAUGGCUGGUACGAUAGAAUCUACACACUCUACUUUACAAUCCUCUCGUUGAACGAUGAAACUG